UCGGAUGCAUUUGGAAUUAUGCCCAAUGCAGUCCGGAAUACCGAGUGCACGUGUGCUGCUGUUUCUAUUUACUUGUGUUGUGUGUGGGGGGGGUGGCUCUUCAUUUUUGACCUGAAUACCUCAGCGACUAAGGAUCUGCAUGUCCUCCAACUGUGCGAGUGUGUCCCCUGUGUGGUUCCGCGCACGUGGGUGUUUUCAGGCUCCCGCCUAUGAAAUAUUCAUGGUCGCAUGGUGGGAUUGGCCGCUUGGCAAAGAGCGGGCUGUCAGGGUACGGCGGAGCGAGCACUGUGUGUUCUGAAGCAGCUCGCUCGCUCUCCCUCAGCCUCCUUUUGUAUACAGUGAUGAGCGCAGGAAGAGGCAACAUGCACGCGUGACACCGCCGCCGCCGUUACCGCUCGCCUCACAGACGACAAAAAUAACCACCACAAAGAAGAAACAUUGACAUUAUCUUUUUCUGAUGUUUGGAAUGGAGGAAGACAGAGAGGACCACAUGCUGGGUCUAGAUGAAGAAGCAAUUGUUGACCAUGGAAAGUCCAGUUUCACCACUCAGACCAACUAUGAGGGAGAGGAGCUGGAGAGUCACAGAGCCGUGUACGUCGGUGUCCACGUUCCUUUCGGGAGGGGGACGAAGCGCCGGCACCGCCAUCGAGGUCACAAGCACCACAGGAAGAGGAAAGAACGAGACUCGGAGGAGGGGAAGGACGACGGCAGAGAAUCCCCGAGUUAUGACACCCCGUCCCAGAGGGUGCAGUUCAUCCUGGGUACAGAGGAUGAGGACCUGGAGCACAUGCCCCACGACCUCUUCACAGAGCUGGACGAGCUCUCCUUCAGAGAUGGAAGCGCCACUGAGUGGAGGGAGACUGCCAGGUGGCUGAAGUUCGAGGAGGAUGUGGAGGAUGGCGGCGAGAGGUGGAGUAAGCCGUACGUGGCCACGCUGUCACUGCACAGCCUGUUUGAGCUGCGCAGCUGCAUACAGAACGGCACCGUCAUGCUGGAUAUGAGGGCCAACAGCAUCGAGGAGAUCGCAGACAUGUUGAUCGAUAGCAUGGUGGCGUCUGGCCAGCUGAAGGAGGAUCUGCGCAACAAAGUUCGGGAGGCGAUGCUUAAAAAGCACCACCAUCAGAACGAGAGAAAGCUCAGCAACCGCAUCCCUCUGGUGCGCUCCAUUGCUGACAUAGGCAAGAAACAUUCUGACCCACUCUUGCUUGAAAGAAACGGAGAGGGCCUGUCCUCCUCACGUCUCUCUCUCCACAAGCCAGGGUCAGCCUCCUCUGUCUCCAACCUCUUCCAGAGACAAGACUCCAAAGUGUCCGUCCUGCUCAACCACCUCCUGCCAUCUUCCUCAAAUGGCACUGGGGUGUCCACAGGCUCCUCUCUGCUCAACACCCCUCAAAAUACUCCUUCAUCCUUUCGCCGUUCCUCUCAGAACCCGUCACAAACCCACGGCACGGGCCCCCAAGGCAUCCCGGAGGUGGUGGUGUCUCCUCCCGAGGAUGACGGCCCUCAAAACUCUGCAGAGGAGGACACAGUUUUACCACAGCUCAGCCGGCGAGCAUCUUCGGCGUCUGACAACAUUGAGCUACUGCCCUUAGAAGGACCAAUGGUGUCUCCUCAUUCUCUCCCCAACAACCUGGACGGCAACAAGGCAGUGGAGAGGAGGCCGUCUAAAGUAGGGGUCAGUAGAGAAGGCAGCAGUGUGGACUUCAGCAAGGUGGACAUGAACUUCAUGAAGAAGAUUCCUCCGGGUGCCGAGGCCUCCAACGUGUUGGUGGGAGAGGUGGACUUCCUGGAGAAGCCCAUCAUCGCAUUUGUGCGGCUGCUGCCUGCGGUCCUGAUCACGGGCCUCACGGAAGUACCUGUGCCCACAAGGUUCCUUUUCCUGCUUCUGGGUCCUCACGGUAAAGGACCGCAGUACCAUGAAAUAGGCAGAUCCAUGGCAACACUAAUGACAGAUGAGAUUUUCCAUGACGUGGCGUACAAGGCCAAAGACCGGACCGACCUCCUGUCUGGGAUUGAUGAGUUCCUGGAUCAGGUAACUGUCCUGCCGCCCGGAGAAUGGGACCCUACGAUCCGGAUCGAGCCUCCGAAGAACGUCCCGUCUCAGAUGAAGAGGAAACUCCCCCCGCAACCAAACGGCAAUGCACCCGCCGCCGGAGAGCUGGAGAAGGAGGAGGACCACCACGCCGGGCCGGAGCUGCAGAGAACGGGGAGGAUCUUUGGAGGCUUGUUUCUGGACGUCAAGCGGAAAGCCCCCUUCUACUGGAGCGACAUCAAGGACGCCUUCAGUCUGCAGUGUCUGGCCUCCGUCCUCUUCCUCUACUGUGCCUGCAUGUCCCCCGUCAUCACGUUCGGCGGGCUGCUCGGGGAGGCCACCAAAGGCAACAUAAGUGCAAUAGAGUCUCUGUUCGGGGCGUCGCUGACCGGCGUGGCGUACUCCCUCUUCGCAGGCCAGCCCCUCACCAUCCUGGGCAGCACGGGCCCCGUCUUAGUCUUUGAAAAGAUCCUCUUUAAGUUCUGCAAUGACUACCACCUGUCCUACCUGUCCCUGCGGACCAGCAUCGGGCUGUGGACGGCCUUCCUGUGUCUGCUGCUGGUCGCCACGGACGCCAGCUCGCUGGUCUGCUACAUCACCCGCUUCACCGAGGAAGCCUUCGCGGCUCUGAUCUGCAUCAUCUUCAUCUACGAGGCUUUGGAGAAGCUCUUCCACCUCGGGGAGCACUAUCCCGUCAACAUGCACAACAACCUGGACAAUCUCACCCUCUACUCGUGUCAGUGCUCCCCACCAGCUAAUGCCACCGAGCAGCUGGAGCAGCUGUGGAACCGGACGGGCUUCAACAGCUCCGACUCCAUCCCGUGGAGCAGCCUGAACGUUUCGAUGUGUAAACUGCUCCACGGGGAUUUUGUCGGCUCCGCCUGCGGUCACCAUGGACCCUACAUCCCAGAUGUUCUGUUUUGGUCCAUCAUUCUCUUCUUCACGACCUUCUUUCUGUCCUCGUUCCUCAAGCAGUUCAAGACGGACCGAUACUUCCCCACUAAGCUGCGAUCCACCAUCAGUGACUUUGCCGUCUUCCUAACCAUCAUGAUCAUGGUGAUGGUGGAUUACCUGAUGGGGAUCCCGUCUCCUAAACUCAACGUUCCGGACCGCUUUGAGCCAACUUCGAAGAACAGGGGCUGGCUGAUGGACCCUCUGGGGGGGAACCCCUGGUGGACGCUGCUGCUGGCGGCACUCCCCGCUUUGCUCUGCACCAUCCUCAUCUUCAUGGACCAGCAGAUCACCGCCGUCAUCAUCAACCGCAAAGAGCACAAACUGAAGAAAGGCUGUGGCUAUCACCUGGACCUGCUGGUGGUGGCGGUCAUGCUGGGCGUGUGCUCCAUCAUGGGGCUGCCGUGGUUCGUGGCCGCCACCGUCCUGUCCAUCUCUCACGUCAACAGCCUGAAGGUGGAGUCCGGCUGCUCCGCCCCGGGAGAGCAGCCCAAGUUCCUGGGGAUCCGGGAGCAGCGGGUCACCGGCUUCAUGAUCUUCGUCCUCAUGGGCUGUUCGGUCUUCAUGACGUCCGUGCUGAAGUUCAUCCCGAUGCCCGUUCUGUAUGGAGUCUUCCUCUACAUGGGGGCCUCGUCCCUCAAAGGAAUCCAAGUAAGACGAAGCUGCCGUCUGGGACUCUGGUCUGAAGUUCAGAACUCUGAAGCUGUUUUUGUUUUGUCUCCACAGUUCUUUGACAGAAUCAAACUCUUCGGCAUGCCGGCGAAGCACCAGCCGGACCUGAUCUACCUGCGCUACGUGCCGCUCUGGAAGGUCCACAUCUUCACGCUGAUCCAGCUCACCUGUCUGGUUCUGCUGUGGGUGAUCAAGGCGUCCGCGGCGGCCGUGGUGUUCCCCAUGAUGGUUCUGGCGCUGGUCUUCAUCCGAAAGCUUCUGGACUUUUUCUUCACAAAGAGAGAGUUGAGCUGGCUGGACGACCUGAUGCCGGAGAGCAAGAAGAAGACGGAGGACGAUAAGAAAAAGAAGGCGCGAGAAAAGCUGGAGGAAGAGUCCAGACUGCAUGAGGAAGAGGAGGCUGCGCUGAACGUCACCUAUGAAGGCUCCAACCUACUCAACAUCCCAGUGACCUCCAUGUCCGGAAGCCAGGAGAAGGUGGCCUGCGUUAGAGUGGACAUCAGCCCGGACGCCCACGGGGAGAGCUCCGCCUCCGAGACGUUCCUGUGAUCUCGGAGAAGGACGUCUUUGGGCGGGAUUGGGACGACCUCCGGACGGGAACGCCGCGUCUUUGAGGACACCUUCUGCACUUGUGGCCGACCUUCGCCAAAGAGUUUCUGCCCGUCGGCGGGAAGAGCGCGGGGGGGCGUGACCUUCCUUUGACCUCUGUUUGCUUCGAUGAUGUCAUCUCCAGCACUUCGUACGGUCGGACCGACAUUUUCAUGAUUGGAGAGUUCAUUCCCGAGCUGCUGAAGCACAAAAGCCCCAGAACCCCCCAGUGUUGCUGCUCAUGCCCCGCCCCCUCCCGUUAAUGCACUGUUCACUAUAAGACUACUCUAAAGGCCAUAGCGGUCCUGUACUGUACAGGAAGCACUUUGCCAGAAUAUCGGACAGAGCUGUUGAAACGCGACUCAGGAGUCCUUCCCGGUUUCUGCCGCUCGUCCCGAGGCAGGCGGGUCAUUUCAGCGCCGCGUAGUCCGGCGUCGGGGAACCAGAACCUCCACGGCGCCACCUAGUUGCACUUGUUUCUGAACAGUCUGUUCUCGUGACGGUUUCUGUGUGGUGCAAAGUUAUUUAGUGUUGCUAAAAGAUUUCAUGUAGAAACUUUUCUAUUGUGUCUGGAUCUAUACUCUAGAAAUGCAUCUUUAUUUUCUUAAGUGCUGUCCUGUUCUAGCAAUAAAAUAUUCCAGUUUCAUCUGGCAGAGAGAACAUUUGUGAAGAAGUCGUGUCUCGUCGCCUCCAGAGGCUCCGCCCACACUAGCAUUACUUCGUGCCUUUCGUGAAGCUCUUCGUGUGCAGGUGUUGUACUGUUGCUGAGCGCGGCGGCGGCGCCACAAACGCCGCUCGUCUACUCUUCCAUUGAAAACUCCUGCUUCUGUGUGGUCUGCCGUCACCUCCACGCCGUUAGGUUUCACCUUUACUUCUGUGUGUGUCGAUUUAUUGUGCCGUCGGUGUCAAAAAUACAGAAAUGUCUAUAUUUAUUAUAAUAUCUAUGGAGAUAAAAGUAGUAAUUUCAUUUCACUCCUGAAGAUCAAAUCGAGCGAGUAUCUACGUUGUUUGGAAGGAAUCGUUUGUUGAAUAAUAGAGACUCUAUUUUCACAGCAUCAGUGACACGUGUACAUGUGAACAAUGUAUCUGCAAUAACCAGUGAAGCUCUCGGCAUCCUGAUGGUUCGAUGGCGUCUGUCCAAACGGAAUGUUGCAAAGCAAUAAAGACGAGAACAUUA
Oryzias melastigma (Indian medaka) is the source of this 5420-nucleotide messenger RNA. RefSeq names its product sodium bicarbonate cotransporter 3. The record is from RefSeq and is a predicted model, not a curated record. The coding region runs from base 458 to 4204 and encodes 1248 amino acids. Gene Ontology annotation, molecular function: monoatomic anion transmembrane transporter activity; solute:inorganic anion antiporter activity; sodium:bicarbonate symporter activity. The transcript is spliced from 24 exons. Lineage: Eukaryota; Metazoa; Chordata; Actinopteri; Beloniformes; Adrianichthyidae. Gene Ontology annotation, biological process: bicarbonate transport; regulation of intracellular pH; transmembrane transport. Gene Ontology annotation, cellular component: apical plasma membrane; basolateral plasma membrane; plasma membrane.